Rotaria sp. Silwood2 is the source of this 967-nucleotide messenger RNA. NCBI's taxonomy places the organism in Eukaryota, Metazoa, Rotifera, Eurotatoria, Philodinida, Philodinidae. The record is from the annotation of a GenBank genome assembly.
AUCUGUAGAGUAUAGUUUAUUUAAAUACGAGUAUUUACCACGAAGAUAACGUUUAUCUUCAAAACGCUUUUUGUCAUCUGAAGAAAAAGAUAAGCUUGUGAUUGAGGAAGAUAUUAACGUAUUUCAACAUACAAUCACACAAAUCUCGCCAUCAAAACAAGAAAAACGCAAACAGGAGGAAGCUAUUUCUGUUGACUCACCUAGUAAAUAUGUUCAUCAUGCAAAUGGAAGUCGUUUUGCAACAACAGAAAGGAAGGAAACUUCAUUGGCUGUUCCAUUUUGGAAAGAGCUAAAUCAUCCUACACCAUCAUUUGAAUUUCGAGCUAAUGAAAUUGGUUGCUUUUCAUUAAUUGGUCGAACAGAUGACAAAAAACGUUUUGAAGAUAAACGUUAUCUUCGUGUUUAUAAAUAUCCACUUGAAGCACUCAAUGUGAAUCUUGAUUUAAAAGUUGGUGAAUCAGACUUUACUUUCGAAGGACAAAGUAAAAGUAUUGAUGCCAUGCUUUGGUGGACAUUACGACAUAAAAAUGAUAUUUUCAAAAAUAAUCAAUUUACAUUUGAUUUCCUUUCCGCGCGUGGAGGUAUUCGUCUUAUUAUGUUUUCAAUUUUUGAAACACGUGACGAUUGGUUAUUAGCUGUUAUCAAAUUUAGAAAUGCAUAUUUUUUAUGUGAAUGUGUAACAGAUACACAACUUAAAGUUGAACAAAAUAUGACGCCUGAAGUUCGCUCUUUUCGUUAUUAUGGUCACAAAUUCGAAGAAUAUGUUACUAAAAAUGAUGCAACAACUGAAAAAUUGAAUCCUUCAAAACAGUUUAUUGCAGUAUUUCAAUCAACAAUAGGUUCUUAUCGUUUAUUGUAUAGUGCUGAAAUAGAUUGUGUAGUCGAAAGAUCACCAUCGAUGAGUGAACAUAUUGAACUUAAAGUUUGUGCUGGAAAAUCAAUCGAUGAUCUAGCAUUUAAACAGUAA